Molecule: messenger RNA, 1009 nt
Organism: Corticium candelabrum
Lineage: Eukaryota; Metazoa; Porifera; Homoscleromorpha; Homosclerophorida; Plakinidae
Product: glucosamine-6-phosphate isomerase 1-like
Exons: 4
Coding region: 15-863 (282 amino acids)
Biological process (GO): D-glucosamine catabolic process; carbohydrate metabolic process; N-acetylglucosamine catabolic process
Cellular component (GO): cytoplasm
Molecular function (GO): glucosamine-6-phosphate deaminase activity; identical protein binding
Source: RefSeq, a predicted model, not a curated record
UUGACUUGUUUGACAUGAGACUCGUUAUUUUGCCGAGCUAUGACGACGCCAGCACGUGGGCUGCUAAGUACAUCAAGGCAAGGAUCAAUGAAUUCAAGCCCGGUCCUGAGAAACACUUCGUACUCGGACUACCGACAGGAUCUACUCCUAAAGGAUGCUACAAAAAGCUAGUCGAGUUCCACAAGAGUGGUGAACUAUCAUUCAAGUAUGUUACAACAUUCAAUAUGGAUGAGUACGUGGGCUUGCCACGAGAUCAUCCAGAAAGCUACCACUCUUUCAUGUUGGAAAACCUUUUCAAACACAUUGAUAUCAACCCACAAAAUGUUCACAUGCUUGAUGGAAAUGCACCAGAUUUGAUUGCAGAAUGCGAUGCAUAUGAAGAAAAGAUCAAAAAAGCCGGAGGAAUCCAUCUCUUUCUAGGAGGAAUUGGGCCUGAUGGCCAUAUUGCAUUUAAUGAGCCAGGAUCUUCCCUUUCGUCACGCACUCGAGUAAAGACAUUGGCAAAAGAUACUAUAGAGGCCAAUUCUCGUUUCUUUGGUGGUGAUGUUAGCAAAGUGCCUACACAAGCAUUGACAGUAGGCGUAGCAACAGUUAUGGAUGCUUAUGAGGUCAUGAUAAUGAUUACUGGUGCACAUAAGGCAUUUGCCUUGUACAAAGCCAUUGAAGAAGGUGUCAGUCACAUGUGGACUGUAUCCGCCUUUCAACAACAUCAGCGAACUAUAUUUGUGUGUGAUGAAGAUGCUACUCUCGAAUUGCGUGUGAAGACAGUCAAAUAUUUUAAGGGUCUCAUGGAUUUACACAAUAAGCUAUUGGAAGAAAAGGACGGAGAUGAUGAACCAUCAAGCAAGAAGGAAGGCAAAUAGACAAUAUAUUAUCUAUGCCAAGACUCCAGCUGCUUUACUUAUGUGUAAAAUAUUUAAUUGAAAGAAUGAUGUGUUGUUAUGCAUAUAAUCAUACAUCUAUUGUGCAGGCAAUUCCUCGAGAUACCAAAAUGUCGCUUGAAAAUAUA